CCGCCUUGUGCUGCACGUUGUAAACAAAGCAACUCUUCUGUCACUGCAACAAUUUGCGAUUUGAAACGAGAGAGAAAGAAAAGUUUUUGUGGACUUUUUUUGGGGAGAGUGUUCAUCUCAAGACAAUCAGAAGUUAAAACCAACAGGCUCCGCAGGUCUUUGAAAUGGAUGACAUCCAAGUUGUUGAGUCCAAACCCCUGCUUGUUGACCGGGACCUUCCGGGCCUGAGGGAGGCUGUGCAGCAGCUCGUUAUCAAGGAGCAUGAUGUGGAGACUCCGCAUGGACGAAUCCACUGUACAAUGAAGGGGGUGCCCAAGGGUGACAGACCAGUCAUCCUCACCCUCCAUGAUAUUGGACUGAACCACAAAACCUGCUGGAACUCACUCUUCAACCAUGAGGACAUGUCAGAGAUCAUGCAGCACUUUGCUGUGUGUCAUGUUGAUGCCCCAGGGCAGCAUGAGGGAGCUAACACCUUUUCCACUGGAUAUGAGUACCCUUCUAUGGACCAACUCUCUGAGACCCUCCCACUGGUGUUGAAGCACUUUGGGCUGAAGAGUGUUAUUGGAAUGGGCAUUGGAGCUGGCGCCUACAUUCUGACCAGAUUCGCUCUGGACUACCCGGACAUGGUAGAGGGCCUGUUGCUCAUCAACAUCAACCCGUGUGCUGAGGGAUGGAUGGACUGGGCUGCCCACAAGAUCAGCGGCUGGACUCAUGCCAUGCCCGACAUGAUCAUUACCCACCUCUUUGGAAAGGAAGAGAUCCACAACAACCAUGACCUGAUCGGAACAUACCGCCACCACGUCCUGAACGACAUGAACCAGUUUAACCUGCAUCUCUUUGUCAAGUCCUACGAAAGUCGGAGGGAUCUGGAAAUUGAGAGGCCGAUCCCUGGAGGCAGUGUCAGAACCCUUAAAUGCCCUUCUCUGCUGGUGGUUGGCGACAGCUCCCCUGCUGUGGAGGCUGUGGUUGAGUGCAACACCAAGCUGGAUCCCACAAAGACUACCCUGCUGAAGAUGGCGGACUGCGGCGGCAUGCCCCAAGUUGACCAGCCUGGGAAACUGACAGAAGCUUUCAAGUACUUUAUUCAGGGCAUGGGAUACAUGCCCUCCGCCAGCAUGACCCGCCUGGUCCGCUCACGCACCGCCUCCGGCUCCAGCGUCACUUCCUUCGACGGUAACCGCUCCCGCUCCCACACCAGUGAGGGAAACCGCUCCCGCUCCCACACUAACGAGGGCAGCCGCAGCCGCAGCCACACAACCGAGAACCAGCGCGGCCGCUCCCACACAGACGGCUCCAUGGACGGCACAGCCAACGUGGACCAAGCCGUGCCCAAGUCCACUGAAGUGUCCUGCUAAGUGAACCUCCACUCUCCAGACACCCAAACCUACACCUCUCAAGGUCCCUUUGGUUUGUGCUGCGCUGCCUCUAACUGACACACAGACACACACAUUCCUGCGCACAUACACUGAGAUGUGGAGAGUGAAACUAAGAUAGCAUACCUGCAACAGUAAAAACGCACAAUGGACACUCACCUGCAGAAUAGUCAUUGCAGCUGAGAUGACCCAGUUUUAAAUAAUGUCUUUUGAGUGGGAGACCAGGGUCAGCUGGAUGCCUGGUUUGUCAUUUUUAGGGACUCAAACAUAUCUGAACAGAAAAGGCUCCUGAUCUCCUUGUUCAGGUGAGUGUGUAGUUGGGGGCAACGCAGCAUCUGGGGACACCGAAGCAGAGAAUGUCGGAGAAAGCUGUGGCUACGAGUACACCAGCUUGUAUAUGUAUCUCUUUAUAAUCUGUCAUAUGUAUUAAUAAAAAAAAAAAAUCUUAAUUUUCCAUUUCUGCAUUCCAAUACCCUGUUUUUAUUAAUUUUUACCAUAUUGACACAGCUUUCUCAAAUAUACCUAAAUGUAAAUGACUUUUUUCCCCCAUGUUUGAUGUGGUGGUGUUUGUACGUAGGAGCAGAUUUGUAGAUGUGGAGAGAGAAUGUGGGGGGGGUGGCACUUGGAUAAGUAAAAAAUGUCAGUUUGCCUCACAAAUUAAGUGACAGACUUAAAGUACAUCGUGUGUGUAAAUAAUAUUGUUCCAUCUUGCCAAUGUCCUUUAUCCUUGAGUUGUUGUGUUUUUUUUGUUUUUUUUAAAAACAUUCUCUUAUUUUAAUAAUUUGGUCCGCUGGUGAACUUAUAUAUAUUUCAGGAAUCAAAUGAUAAUUUUUACUACAUUCCAGUAAGACCCUAUGCUUUGUCAUUAAUCCAAACAUAUUCUGAAACACAAAUUCAAAAGCUUUUACAUCGUGUGCUUUAUUAAAGGAUCAUGGCUUCAGACAAAAAGUUUAUUUUUUAUGAUUUCUAUGCAAUCAAGCACAAUGGAACAAAGAUGUGCCAUGAAAUUGUUCACUUUUUAGAUGUGAUGCUCCUAUGUGGUUGUGGAUUUUUGGGUGAAGUGAUAGGUCCACAUGUUAACAUGAGGAUAGCCAUAGAACUUACCUGUCACCUUCUACUCCCGUAUUUUACUUGCACUACAGCAACAUUUUGCUUUGUAGUACACACAAACAGCUUUGUAAAGAUAUCAUGCAAUGCACAACCGUCUAAUGCUGUAGAAAACAUUAAAAUGACAUAACAGUUUGUAUUUAUUAAAAAAAUGACAAUAAAAACUUGUAACAGAU
This is a messenger RNA of Micropterus dolomieu (smallmouth bass), 2656 nucleotides long. RefSeq names its product N-myc downstream regulated 1a (gene ndrg1a). The transcript is spliced from 16 exons. NCBI's taxonomy places the organism in Eukaryota, Metazoa, Chordata, Actinopteri, Centrarchiformes, Centrarchidae. Gene Ontology annotation, biological process: signal transduction. The record is from RefSeq and is a predicted model, not a curated record. Gene Ontology annotation, cellular component: cytoplasm. Bases 165 to 1355 code for a protein of 396 amino acids.